Arabis nemorensis is the source of this 928-nucleotide messenger RNA. The record is from the annotation of a GenBank genome assembly. Lineage: Eukaryota; Viridiplantae; Streptophyta; Magnoliopsida; Brassicales; Brassicaceae.
AUUUCGUUUUUGUCCAUUCGAUUCCAGAAUCAUUUCUAGAUCAACAAGAUUGGUGCUAAGUUUAAGUAUGGCCGAUCAUCUGAAUUUAUGUACCGAUCGUCUCAUAACAUCUGAGAGCUUGAAGUCAGAGAAAGAUUCUGAGUCUUCAGAUUCUUCUGGAGAAAGCUCCAAGCCUCAAGGCACAGACUUGGCUUCUUCGUCUGUGAAUGAGGAACCGAGGGAGUACUACGCUGUUGCAGAUGAGGAAGAACCACUUCUCCAGUCUGUUGAGUGUCGUAUCUGCCAGGAGGAGGAUUCCACUAAGAACCUCGAGGCUCCUUGUGCUUGUAAUGGAAGUUUGAAGUAUGCCCACCGCAAAUGUGUUCAGCGUUGGUGUAAUGAGAAAGGCGACAUAACCUGCGAAAUAUGCCACCAGCCUUACCAACCUGGAUAUACAGCUCCUCCGCCUCCUCCUGAUGAAACAAUAAUUCACAUUGGUGACGACUGGGAGAACGGAGUUCCCUUGGACUUGAGCGACCCACGCAUUUUGGCAAUGGCAGCUGCAGAACGUCAUUUCUUGGAAGCUGACUAUGACGAGUACUCGGAGUCUAACUCAAGUGGAGCUGCCUUUUGUCGCUCUGCUGCUCUCAUCCUAAUGGCACUGUUACUGUUACGAGAUGCGCUAAAUCUCACAACUAACUCAGAUGACGAGGAUGAUCCAACUGCAUUCUUCUCUCUAUUCCUUCUUCGUGCCGCCGGUUUUCUUCUCCCAUGUUACAUCAUGGCAUGGGCCAUCGGUAUACUACAACGCCGGAGGCAAAGACAGGAAGCAGCGGCUCUAGCUGCUGCAGAAGUUGCUUUCAUGAUACAUGGUGGUGUGCCUCAACGCAGGGGACUGCACUUUUCUGUAGCACCAGAGCUACCGAUAUCCCACCCAACUGGUGUCUGA